AUGGCGAGAGAAAAGAAAGGAAAUCCAAAGAAAAGAACAGAAGGCAGUGCAGCAAUCAGCAGCAAAAACAAAGAGAAAAGAGAAGGAUGCAACAAUUUCCUACAACUUCCAAAGGCUUUGAUCGUGGAGAUUCUCUCAAGGGUAUUGUCCAUCAAAACCCUCCUGAAUUGCAGGUGCGUUUGCAAAGAGUGGCUUUCUUUAAUUUUCGACCCUGAAUUUACUCGUCUCCACGCUUCAAGAUCACCCAUUGGCAUCUUGAUCAAGACCUAUCCCCCUAUAAGAAAAUCUAGGAGACUUGAUUUCACCCAUAUACUAGAUUCUGCUGGUUCUGAUUUGCAGCUCGAGAAAAUAAGGUUUAGUCCCAAAAAUAGCCUGCCCAUCGGGGCCAUGCCCGAAUUUCGCUUGAUAAACUCAUGCAAUGGCUUACUUUGCUUUUCUGGAGCUAAUAGAGAUUACCCCUGUUUUGUGUGCAAUCCGAUUUUAGGUGAGUAUAUUACUAUCCCACAUACUGAUAACACUCGAAAUCGAAAUAGUUUCUUUUUCGUUGGACUUGGUUUUAGCUCCGCGAUGAAUGAAUAUAAGGUGUUGCGAAUGACCAAUGGGACCGAGGCUGAGGUUUACACCAUUGGUUCGGGAGUGUGGAGAAGUAUUGGAAAUGCUCCUGGGGACAUUGAUCAGUUGCCAUUCAAUGCUUUUCUGCAUGGAGCGCUUCAUUGGGUUUCAUAUAGUAGUAAAAGUCCCGAGUUUAUACACUCUUUCGACUUUGAAACAGAACAGUUUCGACCCCUACCCGUCCCUAGCUUACCCGUGAAUCAAUUUUCGGAUUGUUUCCUUUUGGAAGUGAUAGGAGGCUGUCUCCAUUUGUGUGUGUUUGGGGACGAUUGUAGUAAUUUGACAUGUGGGUAA
Molecule: messenger RNA, 906 nt
Organism: Pyrus x bretschneideri (Chinese white pear)
Lineage: Eukaryota; Viridiplantae; Streptophyta; Magnoliopsida; Rosales; Rosaceae
Product: F-box protein At3g07870-like
Exons: 1
Coding region: 1-906 (301 amino acids)
Molecular function (GO): protein binding
Source: RefSeq, a predicted model, not a curated record